This is a messenger RNA of Caenorhabditis angaria, 2457 nucleotides long. NCBI's taxonomy places the organism in Eukaryota, Metazoa, Nematoda, Chromadorea, Rhabditida, Rhabditidae. The record is from the annotation of a GenBank genome assembly.
UUGCUAUCUUUCAAAAUAUUGUCAAUUCACAAGUUUAUUUACAGUGAGUUUUUUUAAUGUACAAUUGGAAAUUUUUUAUUACUUUUUAUGUUUUUUUCAGAAAAAAAUACGAUGGUCAAUAUCCAACGGGUACAUAUUUCUGGUCUCGUCUUCCGGCUACCCAAUAUUUCCAAUUCUAUCUUUUGGAAUGUUACGAAUCCCGAUGAAGUUCUUUAUUAUGGCGCCAAACCGAAUUUGAUCGAUAUCGGACCAUAUACCUACGCGUGAGUUUUUCUCUUUUGAUUUUGUUAACUAUAUGAACAUAGAAAACCACGAAUUUAUGAUGAUAAGAAUGCUUCAAUUAGUUUUUGAUAAUGAAAUUUAUGGUUUUUAGUCUGUGAAUUUUACGACCCAAAAAAUUGCUUGCAAAAUAGAGAAAAUUAAUGAUUACAUAAAGAUCACAAUCAAAAAACCUUUGAGAGAAAUGGAGAAGGAGAAAUUUUCAUGCCGACAAAGAUUUCAGAUUUUGCUGAAAGUCUUUUAAAAUUUUUCGAAAAUGAGGCCAAAAUUCUCAAGAUUCCAAAAAAAAUGUUUCAUUGAAAAUUGAAUUCAGGAUAUUCUUUGACCUUAAAUUUCUGGAAAAAAUUCUGGUAGAUCAAAUAUAUUUCUGAAUCUCUCACUUUUGCGUUCAAUCUCACCCGAAACUGUGAGGUUUCGAAAAAAAUCGUGAAAAUUUUGAAUUAUCAACACCUUUUACUUUUUUUUUCUUCGCAAAAAACUUUAAUUCCACACUCACUAAUCAAAAAUUGCUGCCUAUCAGAGAAAAUUCCAAAAAAGUUCAAAAGGCUUAUAUUUUUUUUAGAGAAACGGAAUUCAAAGAUUUCGUCGAGUUCCGGAAUAAUGAUAAGGAAAUAUUUUAUCAAAAUAAUAAGACAUGGGUAAGUUUUUUUUUAAAGUUUGCAAAAAAGUUUCAAAAAAAGUUUCAGAUUUUUGACAAGUCAAGAUCUUGUGAAGAUUGUAAUUUCGAUGAUGUUUUCAUUAUGGCAAAUCCAUCAUAUAUGACAACAGUUUUCAUGCAAAUACAGAAUCCUAGCCCAGCUAUAGUUACACUUGGCAUGAAUUUCUUGACCCUUCUUCUAGGAGAGCAACCACUUCGAACAGUUUCAGGAUCUGGAACAUUAUUUGUUGGAUACUCUGAUCCUCUUGUUGAUCUUGUUAACAGUCAAUUCACAAAAAUUGUAAUGAAUAUUUUGGGAAACCCGAUUGCUCUUCCAGAUAUUGUUGAUGGCGGGUUUUUCCCACAUUAUAAUCACACUUGUGAUGGUAAUUAUACAAUUAAAACUGGAAAAGAUAACACAGAUAAGUGAGUGUUGAACAUGAAAAUGAUAGGAAAAAACAUUGAUUAUGAUUUUUUUAGCACUGCCUUGAUUCAAACAUGGGAUGGAAUAACACAUUUAUCAUGGUGGAAUAGUGAAUCAACUCGAGAUAUUAGAAAUAGUGGAGAUGGAUCCUUCCAAAAACCAGGCUUGAAAAAAACUGACAAACUCAAACAAUUCCAGUCAUUUGUAUGCAGAACUUAUGAUUUGGCCUAUGAAGAACAAGGUGAUACGAUUUCCGGAAUUCCGACGCUCACUUUUAUAAUUCCUGAUGACACCUAUGAUUCUAUCAAGAAUCCUGGUUAUCGAUAUGAAAAUUUUGAGCAAGUUGUGAGUUUUUUUAGAAAUGUUUUUUGAAAAUUUUAUAAUCAUGUUUUUUUCUUCUAGAAUUAUUUCCCUACCUGGCCAUGCGGUGCAAACCACACCAAACAACCAAACGGAAACUGCGCUCUUGUGGACUGCAGUCAAUUCGACAACUUUUGCAGUAAUUGUUGUGAUGGUGCACACGUUAACAACACUUAUGUUCUCCCACCUGGUGUCAUUCCUCAAAGAUGUCUCCCUGGGCAAAAUAAAUUGGUACCAUUUGGUGCUAUUCUAUCCGCUCCACAUUUUUAUGGCUCACCAGAUGAUGUUACAAAUUCAUUGAUUGGUUUGAAGCCAGAUGCUGAGAAGCAUGCUCCAGGUCGAUUUUAUAUAAAUCCAACAACUGGAAGUACUGUGGGUGGACAAUUUAGAAUGCAAUUAACUGUUCCGAUUUUUAAUUCACCUUCUUGGAUGUGAGUUUUUCUCUUGUUUUUCAUUCAAUCUGAAUUUCAAUUUUCAAAAUUUCAGAUUGAUGAGUAACUCUCCAAACGCAUUCAUCCCUGAAUUUUGGCUGGAACUUAAAGUUGAAACAAGAGAUUAUGCAUUAGAUUACAUUCGAUUCAAUGUUGUAACAGUUCCAAAUAUUAUAAUGGGAGUUGGAAUUGGAUUAACUGCAAUUUCAGUAAUUGCUGCACUUAUUUGGAUAUUUUUCUAUUGUCGGAGAAAGCGAUCAGUGACUCCAAUUAUAACAACAAAAAGGAAAAUAAAUGAGAAAGAAAUUGCAUGGAUAGCUGAAUAG